UCGGGUGCGGUCUCCGGGUCGGCGUUCCCGCGCGGGCCGGGCGAUGGCGGCGCGGGGGCCCGGGCGCCGCGCGCUCCGCCUCCUCCUCCUCCUGCUUCAGCUGCUCUCCGGGCUGCGGGGCGCGGCGGGAGCGGGUCUCGGCCCGGGAGGAUUAGCAGCACCUUCCCUUGUGGUGAAACAUGAAGACAAUUUGUUUAAGGAUUUAUUUCAAGACUACGAAAAAUGGGUUCGUCCUGUGGAGCAGCUGAAUGACAAAAUAAGAAUCAAGUUUGGCCUGGGCAUCUCUCAAUUAGUGGACGUGGAUGAGAAAAAUCAGUUACUGACCACGAAUGUCUGGUUGAAGCAGGAGUGGACGGACGCCAAGCUGAGGUGGAAUCCCGCCGACUACGGCGGCAUCGCGGCCAUCCGCGUGCCCUCGGACUCGCUCUGGACCCCGGACAUCGUGCUGUUCGAUAAUGCGGACGGACGCUUCGAGGGCGCCAGCACGAAGACGGUGGUGCGGCACGACGGGCGCGUGUCGUGGACGCGGCCCGCCAGCUACCGGAGCUCCUGCCCCAUGGACGUCACCUUCUUCCCCUUCGACCUCCAGAACUGCUCGCUGCGGUUCGGCUCGUGGACCUACGACGGCUCGCAGGUGGAGCUGGUGCUGGCGGCGCGCGAGGCGGACCGCGCCCACCUGUUCGACAACGGCGAGUGGGAGCUGGUGAGCGCGGCGGGCGCGGCGGGCGCGCGCGGCGGGGGCGCGGGGCGCGGCGGCGGCGUCGCGGGCGCCACCUUCGCGCUGGUGCUGCGGCGCCGGCCGCUCUUCUACGCGCUCUUCCUGCUGGCGCCCUGCGCGGGCCUCGCGCUGCUCACCGUCGCCGUCUUCUACCUGCCCGCGAGCGAGGGCGAGAAGCUCAGCCUGAGCACCUCGGUGCUCGUGUCGCUCACCGUCUUCCUGCUGGUCAUCGCCGAGAUCAUCCCCUCCUCCUCCACCGCCAUCCCGCUCGUCGGCGAGUACCUGGUCCUCACCAUGAUCUUCGUCACGCUCUCCAUCGCCGUCACCGUCUUCGCCAUCAACCUGCACCACCGCACGCCCGCCACGCACUCCGCCAUGGCGCCCUGGGUGCGCGGGGCCUUCCUGCGCCGGCUCCCCCGGCUGCUGCGCAUGCGCCGCCCCGCCGCCCGCCUCCGCGGCGCCGCCCGGCCGCCGCCCGGCCACCCCGCCCGCCCCGGCCCCGGGGGCCCGAGCGCUCUGGAGGCCGCCCUCGACUCCCUCCGGCUCAUCACCUGGCACGUGGCCAAGGAGAGCGCCGUCCGCCAGUUCAUUGUGUCGGGCAUUUUGUCAUCGCGGCCCAGAGCCGGCUGUCAGAGUGUGGAUGGAUGA
Molecule: messenger RNA, 1366 nt
Organism: Perognathus longimembris pacificus (Pacific pocket mouse)
Lineage: Eukaryota; Metazoa; Chordata; Mammalia; Rodentia; Heteromyidae
Product: neuronal acetylcholine receptor subunit alpha-5-like
Exons: 6
Coding region: 44-1366 (440 amino acids)
Biological process (GO): nervous system process; regulation of membrane potential; signal transduction
Cellular component (GO): postsynaptic membrane; neuron projection; synapse
Molecular function (GO): transmembrane signaling receptor activity; acetylcholine-gated monoatomic cation-selective channel activity
Source: RefSeq, a predicted model, not a curated record